AUGAGUAAUAGAGUGUUUGCGUUUCUUCUGCUGCUGUUGGCACUGGCGACUUACGGCGGGAUAUCCGUCGAUGCCCAGGGUGAAGCCCAAGUCAUUGAAGUGUUCCAAGAAGCUGACGCUAUCCCAUCACCAGAGGAGCAGGAGGCUAACGGUCGGACAUUCGGCCCGUUCCGCAAUUUCGACGCGCUUACUUACAAGGAAAAUUUGCUGCACAACAAAAUCAGUUUUCUCUUCUCGCUCGUACCUCGUCCAAAUGCACAGCAACAAUGGAAUCGCCCACCUUACGCCGGCGGAUUCGGGUCAAAUCCGUACCAGCAAGGAGCUUUCCCACCAGGAUAUCCAGCCCAAUUUCCACCAGGAGGCGGAGGAGGGUUUCAUCCACCUCACCCUCAAUUUGGAGGUGGCGGAGGAAUGAUUCCGGGACAGGGAUUCUACCCCGGUGCUGGAUCCGGACAAGGAUUCUAUCCCGGUGUUGGUUUGAAUAAUCCUUACUAUCCAGGAAUGUUACCUGGUGCUGGUUAUCCGGGAGUAGGGCCAGGUUUCUUUCCGCCAGGGAUUCUUCCUGUUAUAGCGGAGAAUAACAACACCAAUCCAUCCGGAAUAGCCGGAGGAGGAGGGAAUAAGCCCCCACCUUCAGCGUCCGCCUCGGUCGCUUCUGCGGCUACAACGGCCGCUCCAACAACUGCAGCUGCCGCAUCCGGCGGGGAAGAUGCAGCUCCUGCGGAAGAGGAGGAAACUAAUCGCCAUAAAAUCAUAAAAAUGAUGCCGAAAUCUUUCAAAAUGAAUUGA
Molecule: messenger RNA, 789 nt
Organism: Daphnia pulex (common water flea)
Lineage: Eukaryota; Metazoa; Arthropoda; Branchiopoda; Diplostraca; Daphniidae
Product: annexin A7-like
Exons: 3
Coding region: 1-789 (262 amino acids)
Source: RefSeq, a predicted model, not a curated record